This is a messenger RNA of Meloidogyne enterolobii, 1931 nucleotides long. The record is from the annotation of a GenBank genome assembly. NCBI's taxonomy places the organism in Eukaryota, Metazoa, Nematoda, Chromadorea, Rhabditida, Meloidogynidae.
UUUUUGUUGGAGACUUGUCAAAAAUCGUUAUUCCCCGUAGGAACGCGUUGAUUUACUUUUUUGUUUUAGUUCUUUUUUUACUUAUUUUUUUGUUGUUUUCAGUUGUUUUUAAUCGUUCUAAAGUAUAUCAAUUCUCAUUUCUUCAAAUUAUUUUCUUACUUAACAAAUGUUUCCGCGUCGUUCUCGUUCAAAAACGCCUGGAGGGAAUGCAAAAGAAGGACUUUAUGUGCAGACGUUUAAGCCUCUUCCUUCGAUUCAUAGUAAACAACGAAUUAAUGUAUGCAUAAAUUUUUGUUUUGUUUACAAUAGGUUUUAUUAUUGUUUGUCCUUUUUUGGCCUGUAGAGCCCAUAAAUAGCGUUUAAACGGGGAAUGGUGUGUCUCUCCUUAUUUUCAAUACUAUUUUUAGUUACCUGACAAGUUUAUGUAAAUAAGGGUUGAUGGGGGGUAUUUUUCUCUACAGAGCACCUUUUGUUGUUUUCCCAUACCUGUCCACUCUCAAAAGGGGAAGGAAAUUGACCAGUGCCCGGUUGGGGUUAGGGAAGAGUCCCUUCCUUGCCCUGGUAUGGCUGUUUCCUUUUUGUAACGCGGAAGAGCUUCCCUAAUCUAGGAAGAGGGCGUCUUUUGUACGUUGCGCCGAAAUACCAAACCCCAAAAAGCCGUAGAAAUACCCACUCUCCAAUGGUGGUUAUACCAUUUUAGAGUGAUCAGGCGCUUUGAGGAGAGUCUCAUGGUUAGAGAAGAGUUUCUUACUUGCUCUGGUAAAGCUACGUCCUUUUUGUAACGGGGGAGAGCUCUAGGAAGGUGGGUCUUUUGUACGUUGGAGAGCGUAGCGCGCCGAAAUACCAAACCCCAAAGUCGUCGAAGUGCCUACGCCUACUAUAAAGUGCCUACGCCUCCUGAUCACUCCCAUGUGAGGGUGAUCGAUCAGCGUUUUUGGAGAGGGUCUCAUAAAUAGUCCAGUUGACAGUCAAGUUGUCCCUAACUUUCAAAUCAAUCUUUUUUCAGAUGUUAAAGAAUAAGACUACAGUCAAUGCUUUCCAUAGCAGUCAUUCAGCUGGUGCCCCGACUACUACUACUCAAAGUGUUCCUAAGCCACGUGGAACUCCUCUUGUACAUGAGGCAACCUAUUUACAGAGAGGGGAUCAACGUACAGUCGAGGCACCAAUUUCUUCUCAAAGUGCUCCUAAGCCACGUGGAGCUCCUCCUGUGCAUGAGGCAAGCUAUUUACAGAGAGGAGAUCAACGUACAGUCGAGACACCGAUUAAUCAAAGUGCUCCUAAGCCACGUGUCGUUCCUCCACAGACUUCUACACAGCCGACUCCAAGAGCUCCAGUUGUUCAUCCACAAACUGCUAGACCUUCAGGUGCUGCUGGUGUUCAAUCUUCAAAUAGUAUGGGAAGGCAAAACGUGCGGAAGGGUCCACCGAGUGAUCCAAGGCUUCAGAGUGCUCCUAAGCCACGUGGAACUCCUUCUGUACAUGAGGCAACCUAUUUACAGAGAGGAGAUCAACGUACAGUUGAGAUAUCUUCUUCAUUGACUUCAAAAAAACGACAACAUGAACGUUUUCCACCAAUGGACAAUUAUGUUAUUCGUCAACAAGAAGUAACUACUCAAUCACCACCUUCCAAACGUCAAAAUCAACCUCAACAACGCCAACCUGAGCAACUUCUUCCAACCCCAAAAUUACAACAAAAUGAUGUUGGUGGUGGUCGGCAACAACGAGAAGAAGAAGAAGUUGUUCGUCAACGAUCUUUAACUCCUCAACAAAAUAAUGGAGAAAUUUUAAAAUUUGUUCAAACUAUUUCUGAGCAGAACGACCUCGUUAAAGAAAUGUUGAAAUCAUCACUAUCAAGUCGUGGUGCCAGAGAAGAUGAAGAUGAUUAGUGAAAUUACUGAGAAACUUGCAAAAUUUGCGGAGGCGGUUAAAACA